GUAAGCAUCUUGACAAGUUAUGACAAGUUUAACAAAUAUUUGUGAAACAUCCCUCACUGUAGGUCGUUGUGUAUUAAGUUUUUUUUCAAAUUAAAAUGAAUAGAUUCGAAGAUGAACUGCAAGUACAAAUUCGCAGUUGAGGAGGAGUUAGAGAACAUUAAACAAAGCGUGAAUGUGCUCGCACUGCUCGAUCAUCUUUAUGAAGCUGGAAUAGCGUCUAAAGAAUUAUGCAGCAAAAUUCGGGAGGUACCCGAAGGUCAGGCAAAUGAGAUGUUUUAUGAAGAUUUGUUGAAUUAUGAGACCAAGUAUGAGAAGUUUGUAAAUGUUAUUUUAAAAACACAUGUUGAUUGGAUUUAUGAUAGGAUUAGGCGUAGAUUGGAAGAUAAAGUUAAGAAUGAGGAAUUAUUUAAAAGCGUUUUAAACUUUGGUGAUUUUCCUAGAAAACCCUUGCAUUAUGUAAAUAGGAAAGAUAAGACUUGGAUAAAUCGGAUUACCCAAGUUCAAAAUGUUCUCCAAAAGCUACCUGUUGAUGGAAAGGUUGUUUUAUACGGAAUGGCCGGUUCUGGAAAAUCAAAUUUGGUCGUUGGAAUAAUGAAUGUUGACUUAGUUUUGGAAGUAUUUGGGGGAAAAGUUUAUUGGAUAACAGCGGGGGAUAUUAAUUCAGAUCAAUUACUAAAAUUAUUAUCUAAGUUGUAUUUAAAAUUGUGUGGAAAUGAAUGGAACGAAAAUUAUUCAUCAAUUGAAAGCCUUAAAAUUAAAUUACAAAGAAAAAUACGCGAAAAACUACUUUAUAAUCAUAUGUUAAUCAUUUUGGAUAACGUUUAUGAUAGAUCUGUUAUUGACGCUUUUGAUUUGGGUUGUCGAAUCAUGAUUACAACUCAAAAUAAAAGUAUUUUGGCUAAUGAAUCGAAUACUCAUCUUAUUGAGGUUGAUGGUACUUUUAAAAUUGAUGAAACUUUCGAAUUAUUCGCUAGUUGUUUAGGUGUAAACAUAGAUGAGAUUAAAAAGAAACCAGAAGCAAUGGAAAUUCAUCAUUUAUGCAAAGGCCACCCGCUUAGUGUGGCUCUUUUUGGCUCACUCAUGGUGACUCAAAAAGAGAGUUUGUUAAAAAAUAAAUCGUCGUGGAAGUCAUUUUCUGAAAUGUUAAAAGGAAGAAAUUAUCAUGAACAAAAUAGUGCCAUAAAAUCAUCAAUAGCAAAUUUAGAUAAAAACCUGCGUCAAAAAUUCGAAGAUUUUUCAAUUUUUCCCGAAGACGUAAAUAUAACAUCAAAAGUUUUACAAACUUUGUGGCGAUUGGAUGAAUUUUCCGUUAACGAUAUCAUGACCCAAUUAGAAAAUAAAUCAUUAGUUGUUUCGUACUAUAAUAAUCACGAUCACAGUUAUAAUUACGGAAUCCAUAUUGUUUUGCUCAAAUAUUUAAAAAGUACCGUUCGUAAUAAUGACGGCCAUCAGAGACUGAUUGAUAACUACAUGAUCUCAUGUAACAAUGACUACGCUAAACUUCCAGAUGACAAUUACAUUUAUCAGUAUAUAGGUUAUCAUUUAAAAGAGGCUGGUUAUGUGGAUAAGUUUAAAAUUUAUUUCGAUUUAAAUUUUAUCGACGCUAAAAUUAAAGCUGCCGGCGUGGGAGAUUUAUUAAGAGAUUUCGAUUUAUACGAAAAACAAAUUUUAAACGAUCCAAGUUUGGUGCAUAAAAAUCUCUUGUGUGAAUUAAAAAAUUUCGUUGGAAAUUACGGGAGGCACUUACAUGAUCAAAAAGAAUUAAACUUAGUUCAGAGCGCUUUGAUGUACUCCAAAGAAAGUACUUUGAAAAAUUUAGCUUUAGAUACUGCAGCUGAUAACAAAAACGAUUUAUAUUUCGAUAUUGGUUGUUUUCCGGGAGGGUGUAAAUGCGCACCAAAGAAAUAUUACGUCCCAGAACCAACAACUUUUGUGUGUUUUGCACUUCACGAGACCCAAGUUUUUGCUGGAACGAAAGAAGGCGAAAUCGAAUUAAUUGAUUUAACAGAUCAAAAAACAAUAAGAAACUAUAAAGGACACACACAAAGAAUAAUUUACAUUGAAGUUUCACCCGAUCGUGAUAAAUUUCUUUCAGUUUCCGAAGAUGGAAGCGUUGCAAUUUGGCACUUAGAAACUGAUUUAAACACAUCUCAACCGUCCAUUAAGCAAAACAAUUACAAACACUUUUAUAACGAUGAUAAAUCGUUAAAACCAUCCGAAAUUAUUCGCCUUGAAAACUCGAAUAUUAUUUCGGCAACUUUCGGAAAUCGAACCGAUUCGAUUUUAAUUGGAACAAACAAAGAUUUCGUUCAGCUUUGGACGCUAACGCCGAAUAAUUUAACGGAAAUGUGGAAUUGUUGUUACACAAUCGAAAAAGAAAUCUCCUGUAAGUUAUCAGUGAAGCACCUCAAAUUUUUAUUGGACGAUGAUUUGAUUGUUGGAGCUGAAUCUGAUGAAUUAGUUGUUUAUGAUAAUUGUGGGCUCGAAGUUUUGCACUCGAAUCUUGGAGGAAAAAUAACAUCGUUGAUAGUUGUUGAUGAAGACUCUUUCGUUACGAUUUAUGGUGGGACGGUUUCUUGGUGGAGCGUAGUUUCGAAGAGAAUGCCCGGGGAAUUAGUCCCAGGGAUUAAAGAAAAAAUAAUUUGUACACUCGAUGAUUCAAUUUUUUUAUUAGGCUUCGUCGAUUUAAUGAGAUUUAAUGAACGAAUACUUUACGUUAUGUCCGAUGAUAACAAAACUCGGAUGUUUCACAUCCCAUCAGGGACAUUAAAAGGAAUCUCGAAUCAUUACGAAUCAGCUAUUUUUGUCGAUAUAUAUCAAUUUAGCGAGAAAACAACAACUUUUCUUUAUCGUUAUUCAGAUAACACAAUAAAGGUGCACAACACCAAAACGAUAAUGCAAUCAAUUUCAAGAAGAACACCGAUUUUUGAUUGUUAUUGGCCCAAAUCGGAUUCAAUUUUCCCGAGAACUGUUGUUGUUAAAGACACGAAUACAUUAGAAAUUUUUAACAACCACCAACCAUUAAAAGAUUUAACAACACCAGUUAAUAUCCGAACAGUUUGUUUUUCCCCGUGCGGAAAUAAAAUCCUUUACGGAUUAGAAAACGGUGAAGUAAUCGAAUACGAAAUUAAAACGAAUUCCACAUCAAGAAUUUUACGCUUAUCUUCCCCCGUUGUUUAUUUAAAAAUUUUCGGAAAUUUACUAUUAGCCGGGGGACUUAAAGGCGAUCAAAUGUUGCGAUUUCAAGAAGAAAACAUGUCUUUAGUCACCAUAAAUAAGGUGUCAUCAAUCCAAUUUGAACCCGUAAUCGAAACCUUUUAUUUAAACGAAAUUGAUUGCUUAAUCACAAUCAUGAAAGAUCGCGUUAUUAAAUGUUGGAAUCGCUGUACGAGUUCAAGAAGAUCUUUGGAUGUUUUAAGGGGUCGAAAAAGCGAUGCCCGACAAUCUUACUCCGUUACCUCAGCAACAAUGAGUAAAGACAAACGGUUAUUAGCGAUCACAAUGACGAAUAUGUUUGAUGUUUUUGUUGUGGAUAUUUGUAAUGGGGCGGUUGGUUUGAAGGAUUUAAGUGGGAGGAUGGUUAAUGGAUGUUUGUAUUGUUGCUGUUUUAGUUUUGAUUCGAAAUUUGUUGCUUUUGGUGGUGAGGAUAAAGUUAUUACGGUAUAUUUUAUUAAUAUUGAAAAGCAAAAACUUCAAGAAUUCGCCAAAUUACAACUUCACGUAUCUCCUGUUCGAUACAUUUUAAGUUCUCCAUAUUCCUCAUUGAUUUUCGUCAGUGUAGGAGAACAAAUCGCUUGGUGGAAUUUAGCUAAAUUACCGUCAAAUAACUUUGUGAGGAGACCAAGUUUGAGGCAAACGAAUUAUCGCGAAAUCUUAUCAUCGGACGUUUCAAUAUUCUCCAAUGAUCCAAUCUCGAAUAAAUCGGGCGAUUUUAAUAAACCAUACCUGUUGAGGACAAUCAAAUUGAAGGGAUCUUAUGCGAAUUUCGUUUCUGUGUCAUCGAAUUUUACUAAUUUCAUUACGUUGGACGAUGAGGGAAUCAGCUAUCACAUAAAAGUCUUAAAUAAUGAUUUAAAGAAUUAAUGAAAAAUAAAACGAAAUAUUAGAGACUUAUGGGUGCUGCAAUUUGAACAACAACGUGACCAAAUGUGUUCACACCAAUUAAUUAUUAAUAUUAAUUAUCGAUUUAUUCUUGUGAUUAUAUCAUGUGAUGAUGUCGUAAAGAGGAAUUAGUUUUCUUUAUUUGAAAUGACGUCAUAGUCUCAUUUUUUUUUUUAAAUAAUAUUAGAUUUUAAUUUUUUUUAUUACCUACUUGUAUUGUUAUGCAUUUAUUGUGCAUUAUUAUUAAUCGAGGUUAUGAUUAAAAAAAAUAUAUUAAUA
Onthophagus taurus is the source of this 4380-nucleotide messenger RNA. It is a transcript of the gene Dark, whose product is annotated as Death-associated APAF1-related killer. Gene Ontology annotation, molecular function: ADP binding; protein binding. The record is from RefSeq and is a predicted model, not a curated record. NCBI's taxonomy places the organism in Eukaryota, Metazoa, Arthropoda, Insecta, Coleoptera, Scarabaeidae.